Messenger RNA from Paramecium sonneborni, 500 nucleotides. Lineage: Eukaryota; Ciliophora; Oligohymenophorea; Peniculida; Parameciidae. The record is from the annotation of a GenBank genome assembly.
AAUUAAUUUAUAUGGACUCUGGAGGUGCAAAUACUUUUGUUAUAGAACCUAAGGAUGAAGAAAAGUUAUUUUUGAAUCCUUAUAAUUAGAUUUUAUCCAUCUAAAGUCAGAAAAGUAAUUUAAGAAAUUAUGGAUGAUAAAUUAAAAAAUGAAACUUAUGAUGCUAAUAACACUCCUAAUUUGGCAGAAGAAUUAGUCAAAAGAAUUAGAAGCAAAGUUAGAGAAAGUAAAUAAAUUAUUCAUCUUAUACUAAAGCUAUCAAAAUGCCACGAUUUAAAAUUGCAGUUUAAGUUAUUAUUGGAGAAAUUAAAGGUUAAGGAUGUAAAGUAACUUCUAAAAACCUUUGGGAUCCAAUGUGGGAUAAUUAUGCAUCAUAUGCAUUUUCAAAUGUAAUAUCUUUUAACUUAUUAUUAAUAAAUAGGACACUAUCUAUGGCGUUGCUAUUGUAUUUGGAGUCUAUUAUGAAUGAAAUUACAAUUCUAAUAUUAGAUAUUAAUACA